Messenger RNA from Populus trichocarpa (black cottonwood), 1654 nucleotides. Its product is annotated as SEC12-like protein 2. Gene Ontology annotation, cellular component: endoplasmic reticulum membrane. The transcript has 10 exons. Gene Ontology annotation, molecular function: protein binding; guanyl-nucleotide exchange factor activity; GTPase activator activity. The record is from RefSeq and is a predicted model, not a curated record. Gene Ontology annotation, biological process: protein secretion. Bases 92 to 1273 code for a protein of 393 amino acids. NCBI's taxonomy places the organism in Eukaryota, Viridiplantae, Streptophyta, Magnoliopsida, Malpighiales, Salicaceae.
UUAUUUUAUUUAGAUCGCUCCUAACAGCUGGAUCUGAUUCACAACCAUCGUUAACGACACACUGUGAAGAAAUUCCUUCUAUCGAAUUCCAAUGGGAAAGAAGAAAGGGACAGAUCCUCCAGCCCUGCAAAAAUACGGCGUCCCUCUAUAUUCAGCUGCUUGGCUUCCGCUUCAAUUCCGUCACGAGGACCACGAUUCCUCUAAACAACAUGAACAGGACAAGGACAGGGAGGAGAUCACCCACGCCUCUGCUUCUUCCUAUGAAUACUAUGUCAUUUUGGCCGGUGGUGGCGGUGAAGGCCGCAGCGGCAUCCCCAACGCUGUCCUUCUCUCCCGUUUCGAUUUCUCCUCCAAUUCUCUCUCUCCUCAGCCCGUAGCUAAGCUUAAUCUUGGUUCUGAUUUGCCCUAUAGAAUGGUGGUUCACCCCGGUGGAGACGGACUUAUUUGUGCAUUGCCGAAUAGUUGCCGAUUUUUUGAGUGGGAUGAAGUCGAGGACAAUGAAGACCAUAAAUUGGGCCUUAAAUCGUCUGAAAAAGUAUUGACACAAUUGGAAGAUGUUGGACAGCAAUUAGCAUUGGUCUUUAACAGUGACAGCUCUGUGCUUGCUGUUGGCGGAGAGGAUGGCAAUUUAAGGGUUUUCAAGUGGCCUAGCAUGGAAAUUAUUUUCAACGAGGCUCAAGCCCAUGCGUCCCUGAAGGACCUGUGUUUCAGCCCUGAUGGAAAAUUUCUCGUUUCAUUGGGAGGUCGUGGCCCUGGUAGAGUCUGGGAUGUAACUUCAUCAAUGGCUGUUGCCUCUUUAUCAAAGGAAAACGAUGAAUUUUUUGCCUCCUGCAGAUUUUCUCAAAUUAGUGAUCAGACUCAGGUUCUGUAUGUUGCGGCAAUUACAGACAAAGGUUCAAGUAUCGUGACAUGGAACGCAAGCUCAUGGAAGAGAGUGAGCUCAAAGCAUGUAUUCCGUGAACCAGUUUCUUCCUUUAACAUCUCACCUGAUGGAAAGUUUCUUGCAAUAGGCACGGCUCAAGGAGAUGUGAUGCUUAUAAAUUCAACCAAUAUGUGUAUUCAAACAAUGAUUAGGAAAGCACAUCUUGGCAUAGUAACAGCAUUGACAUUCUCUCAUGAUUCAAGGGCUUUGGUCUCUGCAUCUAUGGACUCAAGUGCAAGGGUGACACUAGUUGAGGACAAGAAAUGUGGUAUGUACAUUGAUAUUCAGAUUUUUCUUCCUGUCAUUGGUGGCUCUGCAAUGGCUGCCUUAUGGACUAAGUAUUUGGUAUGAGUGGAAUGUGAACUCAGAAAGUAAAUUGCAUGCUGCCAAAUAUUGGGGGACUUUUCUGUGAUGACUUUUAUGUGCUAGUAUCAUCGUGUCAAAACUUACUCUUCACAUUAUUUAUGGUUACAAGUUAGUGGUAAUUCACCAAGAAUUAGCCCAAUGCCUGGAGUAUUUUACUAUCAAGGAUUGUUUAGAGAAAACUAGAAUGUUGGACAUGGAAAGACAAGGAACUACAUUCAAAACAGAAGCAGAUAAUGCUCCUAAGGUUUUUGAAAAGUCAGGCAUUCAAUUGACCUUCGGUGGAAAUUAGUUUGAUAUGUGAAGUGUGAUGGAUUAUGCAUAGAGAAAUUUGUUGGUUUAAAAAAAGGUUGUAUUGACUGGAAACCA